GCUUUUGGGGUUCUGAGCAGGUUGGGGUGUUGAGGGGCUGCUCUCUAUCCCUGGGGACCUUGGGGGACAAACCCACCCGAUGGAGCACAGAGGAGGAGCAGUGCUGCUGGAGGAGGAGCGGGUGCUGAAGGGUUAACAGGGAGUGUUUGCAGCCGGUCCCUUAUCACCAAGGAGAAGAGAACAGCUCUUGGGAAAGAAACAAAACACCCACUGCCCAGGAGGGCGAUUGGGACCCCAGCAGGGCUCCGGCACCCCGCUGUCACCCUCCUGGUGGCAUAGAGCACAUGUUUGGGGUCUUAUGGCACAAUGGGGACGCCGGGAGCUGCGGUGCGGAGCAUCCGUCCCUACGGGUCCAGCCAGCAGUACCUGUACGCCAUGAAGGAGGACUUGGCUGAGUGGCUGAAGGAGCUCUACGAGCUGGAUAUCGAGGUGGGCACCUUCCUGGAGGUGCUGGAGACGGGGGCCGUGCUCUGCUCCCAUGCCAACCACAUCACCCGCGUGGCUGAGGACUUUGCCCGCGCCUGCCCCAGCGCAGCCCAGCACCUCCGCCUGCCCACUGCCGGCGUCACCUGCAACCCAGGAGCUCAGCCGGGCACCUUCCAGGCCAGGGACAACGUCUCCAACUUCAUCCAGUGGUGCAGGAAGGAGAUGGAUAUCAAUGACGUCCUGAUGUUCGAGACGGAGGACCUGGUGCUGAGGAAGAACGAGAAGAACUUUGUGCUGUGCCUGCUGGAGCUGGCGCGUCGUGCCGCCCGCUUCGGCAUGUGUGCCCCCACCCUGGUGCAGAUGGAGGAGGAGAUCGAGGAGGAGCUCCGCCAGGAGAUGGACCUGCCUCCUGCAGACACCCCCCUGCCCCAUCCCCCCAGGAAACCCCGGGACUUCCACAACCUCGACCAGAUGGUCCAGCACCUGGUGAGCCACUGUACCUGCCCUGUCCAGUUCCCCAUGAUCAAGGUAUCAGAAGGGAAAUACCGCGUGGGUGACUCCGACACCCUCAUCUUCGUUCGGAUCCUGCGGGAGCACGUCAUGGUGCGAGUUGGGGGUGGCUGGGACACGCUGGAGCACUACCUGGACAAGCACGACCCGUGCCGCUGCACCUCGCUCUCCCACAAGCAGCUCUCCAGGACCAGACCCCCCCAGCAGCCGGUGCAGCACGAGGUGCGGCUCUGUGCGGCCCCCCCGGCCCCCGGCCGCACACAGCCCACCCUGUUGGUCAGCCGCUCGCAGAGCCCACUGCCCCCUGUCACCUGGACACCCCACGGCCACCGCCACCACCCCUGGACCCCCACCACCCCCAGCCCUCGCCAGGAGCCAGCGCAGCCCCGGAGGGUCCCUUCAUGCAGGACACCAACACCAAGGUCACCUGCUCAACCCAUCUCCUCCAGGCAUGGGGCUGCACAGCGGGCACCCACCCCAUCCCGGGGCACUGUGGGGACCCCCAAGGAGCCACAUGAGAACCUCCCCAUGACAGCAGCACAGGGCAGGGGCACGGCCCCCAGUGCUCACCUGGCACCACCGCGUCCCAAAAGCACUCGGCAAGGGGGUGGCUCAUCCGGGGUGGCUUCCAGGCAUGUGGGGGUCCCCACCACUGUGACACCCCGAGCCCACAGCCCCAUCAAGGCCUGUGCCCCCAGCCUGCAGCAGGAUGCCCACAGAGCAGCGCAGAGCAGGAAGAGCCCCAAGGAGGGGAACCAGAGAGCCCUUGGACGUGGCCAUCCACCAUCACACCAAAAUUCCCAGAAUCAACCUCCAAAGCAAGACAGCAGCAUUAAAACACUGAAGAAAACCAGCUCAGCCAUCUCCCAGCCCCCCACCCCUUUGACCCAUCUUGCGAAUGGGUGCGAGAGCUGUGCUGCUGGGGAAAGUCCCCGGCAUUCCCCCCCCAGCCCAACGCCCAAGGACGCUGAGAGCCCCAUGGUGCCAUUGGAUGCACCAGGGGGGAUCUGCAGCCACGACACAGGUGCCUCCGGGCUGCAGGGGUGCUGGAGGCACUGUCAACCCCCUGACUAUGGGAAGGUGCUGGAGGAGCUCAUGUGCAGCCGGCAGCCCCUGCGCCCUGUGGGGAUGGGCAACUGCGAGUCCCCAAAGCCCUCAACCCCACAGCGUGCCAGUACCCCAGCUGGGGGCUCCAUGGAGGGGCCAGUGGUGGGGGACCAGACCCCACGGAGCACUGUGCCCAAAGCCCGGCGAUGCCUGAAGAAACCUGAGCGUGUGCCCUCCAUCUACAAGCUGAAGCUGCGGCCCAAGCUCUUCUGGGUGGAUGAUGGAAGAAGACACAAAGGGUUUUGGGGCUGCAGUGGAGCUGCAGGGUCCGGCGCCGUGAGCAAGGAGCAGCGAGGCAGGUACAGAACAAAGGGGACAGACCUGAUUUUAAUUGGGUUCCAAAUAAAGGGGCGCAGGGUGGUGUGGACACCUGGGGAUCUCCAACAAGAAGUCCAUGGGGAAGGGGAUGCCAUGUCCAGGAACCACGAUGCUCACUGAGGUGGGAGGACAGGAGGAGCAUCCUCACCAGUGCUGCGCCCAACCCCAUGUCACCACUUGGUCACCAUGUAUUGGGGCAGAAAAUGGCAUUUUCCUUCCUUCUUCCCGCGAAGAUGUCCUACCUGGGACAUCCCCAGCCCCCCAGGAUGGGAGCAGGUUAUUUCUGCAGUAGGCAUAGAUCCAAGUGAGGAAAACCACAGCGGUGGCUGGCGAGCGGUAACACUUCAUACUAAGGGUUCAUUUAUGGGGAGGGCAAUGGAGCUCCAUUACUGCUGUGGAUGGGGAUGUCCCGGCCCCUGUUGGCUGCCAGCCCCCUGCCCAUGUUUUUGGGGAGUGGGGUAAUGCUGCCAAAGCGGUGAGAGUCAUUAUUACUGAUACAACUUUUCUGUCUAUAAAAUACAAUAGAAUAUAACAAUUAUAUUUAUAACUUUUCUUCUUCAAAAUACUAAAUAGAUGCUAUAAAAACCUGUAACUAAUUGUGCUAUAAACUGCAGGCUACAGGGUUGUAACAAACAAUGUAUUGGCUUGGUCAUUGAUAUGUGUGUGUUGGAGCACUGUAUAAAUGCUUUAUUGGUGGCA
This is a messenger RNA of Numida meleagris (helmeted guineafowl), 3060 nucleotides long. It is a transcript of the gene GAS2L2, whose product is annotated as growth arrest specific 2 like 2. The record is from RefSeq and is a predicted model, not a curated record. The transcript has 8 exons. Gene Ontology annotation, cellular component: cytoplasm; microtubule plus-end; actin filament. Gene Ontology annotation, molecular function: microtubule binding; cytoskeletal adaptor activity; actin filament binding. Lineage: Eukaryota; Metazoa; Chordata; Aves; Galliformes; Numididae. Gene Ontology annotation, biological process: actin crosslink formation; regulation of microtubule polymerization or depolymerization; protein localization to microtubule plus-end. The coding region runs from base 307 to 2481 and encodes 724 amino acids.